Messenger RNA from Miscanthus lutarioriparius, 1644 nucleotides. The record is from the annotation of a GenBank genome assembly. NCBI's taxonomy places the organism in Eukaryota, Viridiplantae, Streptophyta, Magnoliopsida, Poales, Poaceae.
AUGCAGGACGACUUCGAUAUCGGCAGCGUCGGCGCCAACGACACCGAUCUGGUCACCGACGAGACCGGGCCGCAGGAGCCUAGCAACGGGGGAGCCAGCGGCGGACCACCCAGGGUGCGGAUUGGGAGGUUCCCGGUCUGCCCCGAGAGCAUGAGGGAGUACAUACCCUGCCUCGACAACGAGGAGGAGAUCAAACGGCUGCCCUCGACGGAGCGUGGGGAGCGGUUUGAGCGGCACUGCCCUGCCAAGGACAAGGGUCUCAGCUGCCUCGUCCCGGCGCCCAACGGGUACAAGGCGCCCAUCCCCUGGCCUCGGAGCAGAGAUGAGGUCUGGUUUAGCAAUGUGCCUCACACAAGAUUGGUUGAUGACAAAGGAGGACAGAAUUGGAUCACCAAGGUCAAAGAUAAGUUCAGAUUUCCUGGAGGCGGAACUCAAUUCAUUCAUGGAGCAAAUCAAUACCUAGACCAGAUUUCCCAGAUGGUACCAAAUGUUGCAUUUGGAUCUCAUACUAGAGUUGUCCUGGAUGUUGGCUGUGGAGUAGCAAGUUUUGGUGCAUAUUUACUUUCACGUGAUGUCCUAACAUUGUCCAUAGCUCCAAAAGAUGUUCAUGAAAAUCAGAUACAGUUUGCUCUUGAACGUGGUGUGCCUGCAAUGGUAGCAGCAUUUGCAACGCGCCGAUUAUUAUAUCCAAGCCAAGCAUUUGACAUAAUCCAUUGCUCACGCUGCCGAAUAAAUUGGACUCGUGACGAUGGUAUCCUGCUCCUGGAGGUUAAUAGAUUGCUUAGAGCUGGAGGCUACUUUGCUUGGGCAGCUCAACCUGUUUAUAAGCAUGAAGAGGCCCAACAAGAGGCAUGGAAAGAGAUGGAAGACCUCACUACCCGACUUUGUUGGGAGCUUGUGAAGAAAGAGGGAUAUAUUGCUAUGUGGAGGAAACCCUUAAAUAACUCUUGCUACAUGAACCGUGGUCCUGCAGUCAAACCUCCACUUUGUGAUGCUGAUGAUAACCCAGAUGAUGUCUGGUAUGUUAGUCUGAAAGCAUGUAUUAGUCGGCUUCCAGAGAAUGCUGAAGCACCAACUCCUCUUCAAUGGCCUGCACGCUUAAUGGAGCCACCAAAGAGGCUUCAAGGUGUUGAAAUGGAUGCCUACUCAUCAAAGAAUGAGCUUUUCAAAGCAGAAACAAAAUUUUGGGAGGACAUAAUUGACGGUUAUAUCCGUGUCUUCAAGUGGAGGAAGUUCAAACUCCGAAAUAUAAUGGACAUGAGAGCUGGAUUUGGAGGGUUUGCAGCUGCAUUGAUCAGCCGGAAACUUGAUUGGUGGGUGAUGAAUGUUGUUCCUGUUAGUGAGCCAAAUACAUUACCUGUAAUUUUUGAUCGGGGGCUUCUUGGAGUAGCUCAUGACUGGUGUGAGCCCUUUGAUACAUACCCUAGGACGUAUGAUCUGCUGCAUGCAUCUGGUCUUUUCUCAAAGGAGCAGAAAAGGUGUAAUAUCUCUAGCAUCUUGCUGGAGAUGGACCGGAUACUCAGACCAGGUGGUAAAGCAUAUAUUCGUGACCGGAAAGAAGUUAUACAGGAGAUCAAAGAAAUAACGAAUGCCAUGGGGUGGCGUGGUACUAUACGUGACACUGCCGAAGGCGCAUACGCCUAG